AUGCUCUUCAUGACCCUCGUGACGCUCAAGCAUGCUGGCACUUGGGAUAUCCUUGCUGCCAGUUUUGACGAGAAGGCCGCAACGUUCAGCAACCGCAUCACCCAAUUUAUCCGUGUUCUCCAUCCGUAUCUGAUCCGCAAGAACAUCGAUGAACAAGGAGUCAAGUGGACGAUGCACCAGCUUGCUGUCGCUGGUCAUCAAUUUGAAACCUACAAGUCGGCGCUUUAUGCCGUUGACGUCACCUUUCAGCAAACCACUGCACCUGCGGUAUCCUUUGGCGAGAAGAAAACGUACUUCUCCAAGAAGCAUGGACUCUAUGGUCACAAGGUCGAAGUGUCGGUGGCUCCGAACGGCUUGGCCAUCAAUGCAACGGAUUGUGCUGUGGGCAGCACGUCGGACUUUGAAAUGUUUAAGGCCAACCUGGGCUUCCACUCACACCAACUGGAGAAGCAGCCAAACGAUUACAACUGGGACGAUUGGAGUGGCCUUGGCGUCGUUCUGUUAGUAUGGUGGGAGGUGUGGAACUUGCAAAUGAAAUGA
Molecule: messenger RNA, 540 nt
Organism: Aphanomyces invadans
Lineage: Eukaryota; Oomycota; Saprolegniomycetes; Saprolegniales; Verrucalvaceae
Exons: 1
Coding region: 1-540 (179 amino acids)
Source: RefSeq, a predicted model, not a curated record